Plasmodium relictum is the source of this 4134-nucleotide messenger RNA. RefSeq names its product ubiquitin carboxyl-terminal hydrolase, putative. Gene Ontology annotation, biological process: protein deubiquitination. Gene Ontology annotation, molecular function: cysteine-type deubiquitinase activity; cysteine-type endopeptidase activity. The transcript has a single exon. The record is from RefSeq and is a predicted model, not a curated record. NCBI's taxonomy places the organism in Eukaryota, Apicomplexa, Aconoidasida, Haemosporida, Plasmodiidae. Gene Ontology annotation, cellular component: nucleus; cytosol. Bases 1 to 4134 code for a protein of 1377 amino acids.
AUGAGUUUUCUGAAAGCGAAAAUUCAUGUUUCAAUUUUUAAUAAUUAUGUGGAUUUUUAUGAAGAGAAAAAAUUAGAAAAUAAUGAAUCAAAUUCAAUAAAGAAAAAUAAUGAAUUAGGGAAUAAAAUUGAAUUGAAAUUAAAAAAAAGCAAAGAGAAAAGAUCAAAAAUAAAUGGGAAUAAUGCUUACAAUAAAGGAUUUAAGGCAGAAAAUUUAACUAAAUAUAAUUUUAAAAAUGAUAAAAAAAAGGAGAGUAAAAAAAAGAAGUGUAUCUUAAAAAUAAAUAAUAAAACUAUUAAUAUUUUAAAUAAUGAAAGAAGUAACAUAAAUAAAAAAAAAAAAAACUCUAUAGCUUUGCUAAAAAAUGAUAUAUCUUCAAAUAAAAAAAGUGAAAUAACUAAUAAACUUAGCAUAAUAAGGUUUCAUAAUCAAAAAAUUAAUAAAAAAAUAAAGAACACAUUUGUAAAUCAUAUGAAAGCAAAUUCGAGGCAUAUGUUUUUGAAUAGAAAGCGAUGCUAUAAUUUUUUAAUUUUUUUAAAAAAGGGUUUUAAAGUAAAGAAAAAUAAAAUACACAAAACUUAUAAAAAUUCUAUAAAAGUAAAAUCAAAAAAUUCAUGUGAAAUUGAAUCGGAACAAAAAUUAAAUAAAAUAUAUGAUAAAUCUUAUAAACUAAUAGAUAGAAACUUUAGUGAUAUUAUAAAUGAAAAAAAGGAUAAAACAAAAAUAAAUAAACAUGAUAUAGGAAAUAAAGAUUAUGAUAAAUAUAAGAAGUGCAAAAAAAAAAAUAAAAAUAAAAAUAGAAAAACUUAUGAGGAAGCUGUAAAUAAUGAAGAAAAAAUUGUUCUUUCAUUAGUAAAUAUGAAAAGAAAAUUUAUAAAUUGCAGUGAUUACAAAAAAAAGGAUAAAAUUAUUAGAAAUUCAACUGAAAUAUCGAAAAAAAAAAAAAAUUUGGAAAUAGAAAAGUUUCAGAAUUAUGAUUCGAAUAAAGAAAAAGAUGAAAUACUUAAUAAUAAGAAGGAAUCUAUUAACGAAUUAAAUAUUAAAAAAGAAAAAGAAAAACUUGAUAUUAAUGAUACUCAAAUAUUAAAGAAAAUUGCUUUCUUAAAUAAGAAAAUCACAUUAACUAAGAAUGAUAAAAUAAAAAGUAGUAAUAAAAAAAGAAAGAGUACUUUUUAUAGUGAAAUAAAUGAAAAUAUAAAAUCAAAAAAUAAAAAUGAAAGUGGAACCAUCGAAAAAACUAAUAUACAAAAUAAAAUAAUGGAAAAUUUUUUAGAAGAAUUUGGUAAAUCAGAAAUAAAAGAUAACGAAAAUAAAGAAAAUGAAAAUGAAAAUAAUAAUAAUAAUAAUAAUUAUAAAAUUCAUAAUUCUAAUACUAAGAAUUUUGAAUCAGAAGCAUUAAUGAAUGAUAGAAAUAGUGAUACUAAUUAUGAAAGUAAAGUAGAUUAUAUUAAAAUAGUUGGACAAAGUAAAAAAAAAACAUAUAUAAUUAAAAAAAAGGAAAAUAUUAUAAAUAAUAAUAAGUUGAAAAGUAAUAUUUACAAUUACAUUGAUGUUACUUCAAUUAAUAAAUUAAUCAGCAGUGCUACCGAUAUUAAAAAAUAUGGGCGUCAAAAUAAAAUAAAAAAAAAACAUUACAAUAUAAAAUUAAAAAAUUCAUACAAUUUUAAUGAUAAUAUUACUGAAACUAAUGAAAUUAAGGAGGGUAAUAACGUAAAUAAUGAAAAUAACUUAAAUAAAAAUGUAGAUAAUGAAAAUAAUUUAAAUAAAAAUGUAGAUAACGAAAAUAAUUUAAAUAAAAAUGUAGACGAUGAAAAUAAAAAUAUAAGUGAUGAAAAUAAAAAUAUAAUUAAUAUAAAUAAAAAUAUAAAUGAUGAAAAUGAAAAUAAAAAUAAAAACAAUGAAAAUGAAAAUAUAGAAAAUAUGAAUGAAAAUAUAAUUAAUGUAUAUAAAAAUAAAGAUGAAAUAGAUAAAAGUAAAGAGGAUUCCAAUAAAAAUAAGGAUGAAAUAAAUAAAAUCAGAGAUAGUUUAUCAAAAAAUAAAGAUGAACAUAGCAUUGGUAAUGUAAAUAAUAACUUUGAAAACUCUAUUCAUGGAGAAAAUAACAAAAUUGUUAAUGAUACUAUUAAUAAAAAAAUUAGCAAUACUAAUAAUAAUAAUAUAAAUAAUAUUAGUGAUAGCAAAAAUUUUAAUAUAUAUAAUAAUGAAAAUAAUAGUAACAAAGAUGAUUUCUUUGAAAAGAAUAAUCUUUCACUAGAUGAAAAUAAAAACUGUAAAGAAAUGUGCAUUGUUAAAGAAAACGGUUUAAAUUUAAAUGAAUACAUUAUAUUAAAAGAAAUAAAAUCAAAACAAGAUAAUGAAAUAAUUCAGUUAAAUUUAGAUUCCUCUUUUUAUGCAUCUAAAGGUGCUGGCUUAUAUAACUAUGGACAAAACAUAUGCUUCUUUAAUAGUAUUAUUCAAGCAAUUAUAAGAAUUCCAUAUAUUUGUAAAGAUUUAUUAAAUAAACUGCAUUCAUUAAAUUGUGAAAAGAGAAAAAAAAGGAUCUUUUGCUUUUACUGCUUAUUUGAAGAAUUCGCUUGUAAUAUUAUAUCAAAGAAAAGUGUAAUAAAAAAUGUUUUAAUUCCAUAUAUUAAAAAAUAUAUCUGCAAUAGCUAUAAUAUAGGCUAUCAAGAGGAUGUACAUGAAUAUUUAAGAUAUUUUUUGUGUUCAUUAGAAAAAUGUUCUUUUUUUUCAUCCAUUUAUAUACAGAAAAUGUUUACAGGUGUUACUAAGAAUGUUACGAUAUGCAUGAAGUGCAAUAAUGUUUCUCUCAAGUAUGAACAAUAUUACGAAUUAUCAUUAGAUAUAAGUUCGUCUAAUAAUCUAGAAGAUGCUUUAAAAAAUUUUUUAUCAAAAGAAAUGUUAAUGGGAGAAAAUGGUUAUUAUUGCGAAAAAUGUAAAAAAAAAAAAACUGCAUCAAAACAAUGUAUUAUAAAUAAAUUACCAAGAGUUUUAACUAUACAAAUUAAAAGAUUUUUUAUGAAUUCUAACUAUCACAUUGUAAAAAAUCACAAAAAUAUAACAUAUCCAUUAUAUUUAGACAUGAAAUGUUAUGUUAAUAACUAUGAUUUAUUUGAAAAUAAUUUUAAUAAUAAUGUUAUAUCUUUAUAUGAAAAAAUGAUAUCAGGUAGUAAAGCAAAGAACGACAUAAAUAAGAGUGAGACUAAUUUUAACAACUUUAAUGAAAAUAAGAAUGAAAUAAAGUUUAAAGAUUCAAAUAAAAAUCAGAGUGAAAUAAAUUUUAAUAAUUUAAAUAGAAAUCAAGCAUUUUUUAGAGAUUAUAACGUAGAUAAAAAUAUGAUUUCAAAUAAAACUAAAUUAAGAGGGGGUGAGGACAAUCAAAGUAUUCAUGUAUUGAAAGAAAUUGAAAAUAUAUUUUCAGAUUUGAAAAGUGAAGUUUGUAAAAAAAAAAUAGAAAAAAAAUUAUCUAUUUCUAAUUUAAGAGAUAUAAUAAUAGAAAAAAGGAAGCUUAUUAUAAGAGAAUUAAAAAAAAUUAGAUUCUCAAAAUUUUAUAAAGAUGUUUCUUUAAGAAUAUCCAAAGAUAUUGACACACUUUAUUCAUACUUUACGAAAAAUUUUCAAAAUGAGAAUUUUAACAUAAAAACUUUAUUAUUUAAAUAUAAAGUAGAUAAUUAUGAAAAUAUGAAAAAUGAAGAAAUGUUCAUUAAAAAUGACAGAAUAAAUAAUAUAAAAAAUAAUGGAAAAUUUAAUGAAAAAAAAAAAAAUUCACAAAAUUAUGUAAGAAACAAUCAUUUUUACUAUGAAUUAACUGGUUUAAUUAAACACAUUGGAUCAGGAACAGAAUAUGGGCAUUAUGUUGCCUUAACAAAAUCAAAUAAUAAUAUUUAUUUACAAUGUGAUGACAGUAAUGUUUCAUAUAUCAAUGAAAAGGACAUACUAAGCUGUGUAAAAAAUGCAUAUGUUUUUAUAUAUACAUGUAUUAAUCCUCGUUUUAUUGAUUUUUAUAACAAGUAUGUAGACGUUUUAGAAAAAAAAAAUUUUGAUAUUAAUUUACCUGUAUUCGAAAAGCAUGUUGAAUUUAAAGAAAGGAUAACUAUGCCUAAACACAAGUUUAUAAACAAAUCAUUAUUUUACUAA